GAAGCAAAUUGGCUGCCUGGGGUGCAGGAGGGACAGGUGGUGCAGGCUGUCCAGGAAACAUACCUGAACGGGAAGGGGUCCCAGGAAGGAGAGGGACCCCCUGAGGGGUACAGGACUCGGAGGCGCAGGCGGAGGAGAAGGUGGUAACUUGUAGGCCACCUGCCCGGCACCUGCAUCUUUCUAGUGCCAAGGGGAGCGCAGGAUGUAGGGGUUUAGGGAGUGGGGAGCAGAAGAACGCCGUGAACCUGAGAGCUUCAGAAGCCACUGCCUGAGGACAGGCAGUGGCCCGCACUAUCCUCUUCUGCUACCUCAGCCUGAGCAUCAUCGAAGCUGUGUCUGCCGGGAGGCAGCGAAAGUUGACAGGCAGCGGCUGGGCAGCAGCAGCAUGCAGCCAGAGGAGGGCACAGGCUGGCUGCUGGAGUUGUUGUCCGAGGUGCAGCUACAGCAGUACUUCCUGCGGCUCCGCGAUGACCUCAAUGUUACCCGCCUGUCCCACUUUGAGUAUGUCAAGAAUGAGGACCUGGAGAAGAUUGGCAUGGGCCGGCCUGGCCAGCGGCGGCUGUGGGAGGCUGUGAAGAGGAGGAAGGCCAUGUGCAAACGCAAGUCGUGGAUGAGCAAGGUGUUCAGUGGAAAGCGGCUGGAAGCUGAGUUCCCCCCUCAUCACUCUCAGAGCACCUUCCGGAAGACCUCGCCCACCCCAGGGGGCCCAGCAGGGGAAGGGCCCCUGCAGAGCCUCACCUGCCUCAUCGGGGAGAAGGACCUGCGCCUCUUGGAAAAGCUGGGAGACGGCUCCUUUGGCGUGGUUCGCAGGGGCGAGUGGGACGCUCCCUCGGGGAAGACGGUGAGUGUGGCUGUGAAGUGCCUGAAGCCUGAUGUGCUGAGCCAGCCAGAGGCCAUGGAUGACUUCAUCCGGGAGGUCAACGCCAUGCACUCACUUGACCACCGAAACCUCAUUCGCCUCUACGGUGUGGUGCUCACACCACCCAUGAAGAUGGUGACAGAGCUGGCACCGCUGGGAUCGUUGUUGGACCGGCUACGUAAGCACCAGGGCCACUUCCUCUUGGGGACUCUGAGCCGCUACGCCGUGCAGGUGGCUGAGGGCAUGGGCUACCUGGAGUCCAAGCGCUUUAUUCACCGUGACCUGGCUGCCCGCAAUCUCCUGUUGGCUACCCGAGACCUGGUCAAGAUCGGGGACUUUGGGCUGAUGCGAGCACUGCCCCAGAAUGAUGACCAUUACGUCAUGCAGGAACAUCGCAAGGUGCCCUUUGCCUGGUGUGCCCCUGAGAGCUUGAAGACACGUACCUUCUCCCAUGCCAGCGACACCUGGAUGUUUGGGGUAACGUUGUGGGAGAUGUUCACCUAUGGCCAGGAGCCCUGGAUUGGCCUCAAUGGCAGUCAGAUCCUGCAUAAGAUUGACAAGGAGGGGGAGCGGCUGCCCCGGCCGGAGGACUGCCCCCAGGACAUCUACAAUGUCAUGGUCCAGUGCUGGGCUCAUAAGCCAGAGGACAGACCCACAUUUGUGGCUCUUCGAGACUUUCUGCUGGAGGCCCAGCCCACUGACAUGCGGGCCCUUCAGGACUUUGAGGAACCAGACAAGCUGCACAUCCAGAUGAAUGAUGUCAUCACUGUCAUUGAGGGAAGGGCUGAGAACUACUGGUGGCGUGGGCAGAACACGCGGACGCUGUGUGUGGGGCCCUUCCCUCGCAACGUGGUGACCUCCGUGGCUGGCCUGUCAGCCCAGGACAUCAGCCAGCCACUGCAGAAUAGCUUCAUUCACACGGGGCAUGGCGACAGCGACCCCCGCCACUGCUGGGGCUUCCCGGACAGGAUCGACGAACUGUAUCUGGGAAACCCCAUGGACCCUCCUGACCUGCUAAGUGUGGAACUGAGCACCUCCCAACCCACUCAGCAUCUGGGAAGGGUGAAAAGCUCCGUCCCGGCCAGGAGCCUCAGCCAUCUCCCGGAUCCUGCGCCUGCCAUCCCAGCACACGGUUCCCCUUCCUGCCGCCCCACGGCCUCCCAUGUGCUGUUGGAGCCAACCUAUGACCCUGUGAGCGAGGACCAAGACCCCCUGUCCAGCGACUUCAAGAGGCUGGGCCUGCGGAAGCCAGGCCUGCCCCGAGGGCUGUGGCUGGUGAAGCCCGCAGUCCGAGUGCUGGGCACCAAGGCAGGCCGCAGCAGCGGGGCUGAGGUCACACUCAUCGACUUCGGUGAGGAGCCCUUGGUCCCGGCUCCACGGCCCUGCGCGCCCUCCCUGGCACAGCUGGCCAUGGACGCCUGCUCCUUGCUGGACAAGACCCCGCCACAGAGCCCCACGCGGGCGCUGCCCCGGCCGUUGCAUCCCACACCUGUGGUGGAUUGGGACGCACGCCCGCUGCCCCCACCCCCUGCCUACGAUGAUGUGGCCCAAGAUGAGGAUGACUUUGAGGUCUGCUCCAUCAACAGCACCCUGGUGGGCGCGGGGGUCUCCGCUGGGCUCUGCCACGGUGAGACCAAUUACGCCUUUGUGCCUGAGCAGGCGCGGCUGCCCCCUCCCCUGGAGGACAACCUGUUUCUCCCCCCUCAGGGGGGGAGCAAGCCACCCAGCUCCGCCCAGACCACAGAGGUCUUCCAGGCCCUGCAGCAGGAGUGCAUGCGACAGCUGCAGGCCCCGGCCGGCCCACUGGCCCCCUCACCCAGCCCAGUGGGCGAUGACAAGCCCCAGGUGCCCCCUCGGGUACCUAUCCCCCCUCGGCCCACGCGCCCACGUGCUGAGCUGUCUCCGGCCACCUCAGGCGAGGAGGAGAUGGGUCGGUGGCCUGGACCUGCCUCCCCUCCCCGGGUGCCUCCCCGGGAGCCCCUGUCCCCUCAAGGCUCAAGGACCCCGAGCCCCCUGGUGCCACCUGGCAGCUCCCCGCUGCCAUCCCGGCUCUCGAGCUCACCUGGGAAGACCAUGCCCACCACCCAGAGCUUUGCCUCAGACCCCAAGUAUGCCACGCCCCAGGUGAUCCAGGCCCCUGGCCCACGGGCUGGGCCCUGCAUUCUGCCCAUCGUCCGUGAUGGCAAGAAGGUCAGCAACACCCACUACUACCUGCUGCCUGAGCGCCCGCCCUACCUGGAGCGCUACCAGCGCUUCCUGCGGGAGGCCCAGAGCCCUGUGGAGUCGGCCCCUCCGCCUGCAUCCCUGCUGCUGCCCCCACCCUGCACCCCGGCCCCUGCCGCCCCCACUGCCACCGUGCGACCGAUGCCCCAGGCUGCCUCAGACCCCAAGGCCAACAUCUCCAGCAACAACAAUAACCCAGGGGCCCGGCCACCGGCCCUGAGGGCCACUGCUCGGCAGCCACAGAGGGCCUGCCCUGGGGAUGGGCUGGAGUCUGGGCGGCCCGCAGACAAGAUCCAGACGCUGCAGGCCAUGGUGCAUGGGGUGACCACGGAGGAGUGCCAGGCGGCCUUGCAGAGCCACAGCUGGAGUGUGCAGAGGGCUGCCCAGUAUCUGAAGGUGGAGCAGCUCUUUGGGCUGGGACUGCGGCCGAGGGGGGAGUGCUACAAAGUGCUCGAGAUGUUCGACUGGAACCUGGAACAAGCCGGCUGCCACCUUCUGGGCUCCUGUGGCCCUGCCCACCACAAGCGCUGAGAUGCAUCUGCAGAGCCAGAGGGCCUGCCCUGAAGGAAUCACUUGAGCCUAUCCAUCUGCCAAGGGCGGGGUGAUGCCCCCACAGAGGCCUGGAGGACCUGCUGCCACUUCUGCUCCUGUGGACAGCGAGGCCAAGGCAGCAGGAGGCCAGGAGCCCUGCCUUGCCUGUCCCUCCUGCACCCAGUGCUGUCCCUGCACACUUUGGUUCAGCCCUUGAUGCCCAGCCAUGCUGUGGGAAGGAGCCCUGUGAAGGCAGGCGCUGUGUGUGACCUGCCUCUGGCUCCAGCCCAAGGCUGGGCCUGUGGCUGGAGUGGUGUCCCCAGUCCCUGCCCAGGGGGACCAGACUGAGAGGAGACCAGGCUUGACCUGGGCAGGGAGGAUGUGUUGGCCACAGAGAAAGGUGGACCAGCACCCAGUGGGCCCUCCUCAGGGCUGGGCCCUUUUCAGGGAGCCCCUGGCAGGCAGUUGGGGUGUCAAACAGAAUGUGAGCUAUGGCCUCACCGAGGACAUGUUAUGAGACUUGGCUGGUCUUAGAAUCUUGUGCCUGGAAAUAGCCUGAGGUGGCUCGGGAAGCAGGGAAAGGGUGCCAGACCAUUCUCUGGCAGGGACCAGGGCCCAAGGCCCCAGGGCUGGAAGGAGACCAAGGGGGCAGCUGCCCUGGAGGGACAUUAGUGCUUCCUCUUUGACCCCAACUCUUCCCCUUGUGCUGUUCCAUGUUUUUCCACCAGCCUCUGUUGCCAAAGUUGCUGCCCUAGCUGUCGGUACCUGCUUCUUCCAGAGAAAUAAAAUUAGUUUCUAUUUUAUGUUA
Messenger RNA from Lemur catta (Ring-tailed lemur), 4421 nucleotides. RefSeq names its product tyrosine kinase non receptor 2 (gene TNK2). Gene Ontology annotation, molecular function: ATP binding; protein serine/threonine/tyrosine kinase activity; protein binding. Gene Ontology annotation, cellular component: extrinsic component of cytoplasmic side of plasma membrane. The coding region runs from base 386 to 3613 and encodes 1075 amino acids. Gene Ontology annotation, biological process: signal transduction; regulation of keratinocyte differentiation; protein phosphorylation. The transcript has 16 exons. The record is from RefSeq and is a predicted model, not a curated record. NCBI's taxonomy places the organism in Eukaryota, Metazoa, Chordata, Mammalia, Primates, Lemuridae.